Messenger RNA from Pyrus x bretschneideri (Chinese white pear), 3507 nucleotides. Its product is annotated as DExH-box ATP-dependent RNA helicase DExH10. Gene Ontology annotation, cellular component: nucleus. Gene Ontology annotation, biological process: maturation of 5.8S rRNA; RNA catabolic process. Gene Ontology annotation, molecular function: ATP binding; RNA binding; RNA helicase activity. The record is from RefSeq and is a predicted model, not a curated record. NCBI's taxonomy places the organism in Eukaryota, Viridiplantae, Streptophyta, Magnoliopsida, Rosales, Rosaceae. The transcript is spliced from 17 exons. Bases 272 to 3235 code for a protein of 987 amino acids.
AAAAAUAGGCGCUGUUAUUUGGAUACCACCUGCAACUGAAGGUGAAACCCUAAUUGCCUACAAUUGGAUCUUCCAAUAAAACCCUAACUUUGAUUUGAACAGUUCUCCUAUAUUACCGUACACUAUAUGUCAAGCUAGGGCAUUGGCUAACUGGGAAAUCUCCGUUUCAGCAUUCAGGUUCGCCAAUUUCAGAGCAGAAUUGAAGGAAAGCUCAACAUUAUUAGUAGGAGAAUUUUGUUUGGUUUAGCUUGGAAGCGGAAUAGUUUUAGGGAUGGAAGAAUCUCCAACACCUGCGAAACGAAAAGAACCUGAAGCGUCAGAGAUCACAGAAACUCCCACAGAUGAAUCUUCCCUGAAGCGAAGGCAUUUGACUCGAACAUGUGUGCAUGAGGUUGCAGUUCCCAGUGACUAUGCUUCGACCAAGGAUGAGUCGGUUUAUGGAACCCUUUCGAAUCCUGUGUAUAAUGGCGAGGCGGCCAAGACAUACCAAUUUACCCUUGACCCAUUUCAGCAGAUUUCUGUGGCAUGCUUAGAACGGAAAGAGUCAGUUUUAGUCUCCGCCCAUACUUCAGCAGGUAAGACUGCAGUCGCGGAGUAUGCAAUUGCCAUGGCUUUUAGAGACAAGCAGAGGGUUAUAUAUACUUCGCCAUUGAAGGCUUUGAGCAAUCAGAAAUAUAGAGAGCUCAGCCAGGAGUUUGAAGAUGUUGGAUUGAUGACUGGAGAUGUUACACUCUCACCUAAUGCUAGUUGUUUGGUUAUGACAACUGAGAUCCUUAGGGGAAUGCUUUACAGGGGUUCCGAGGUUUUAAAGGAAGUCGCCUGGGUUAUCUUCGAUGAAAUUCACUACAUGAAGGAUCGUGAAAGAGGGGUUGUUUGGGAAGAGAGUAUUAUAUUUAUGCCUCCUGCUGUUAAAAUGGUUUUUCUUUCAGCCACAAUGUCCAAUGCGACUGAGUUUGCAGAGUGGAUUUGUAAUUUGCACAAACAGCCUUGUCAUGUGGUGUACACAGAUUUUCGACCAACUCCUCUGCAGCAUUACGUUUUUCCAGUGGGUGGGAACGGGUUGUAUCUUGUGGUCGAUGAGAAUGAACAAUUCAGGGAGGAAAAUUUUGUGAAGCUACAUGAUACUUUCUCAAAGCAGAAAUUGGGUGAUGGUCACAGGAAUAACAAGGCAAGUGGGAGACUUGCAAAAGGUGGGACUGCAUCUGGGGGUUCUGACAUAUUCAAAAUUGUGAAGAUGAUUAUGGAACGGAAAUUUCAGCCAGUUAUAAUUUUCAGCUUCAGUAGAAGAGAGUGUGAACAACAUGCGAUGUCCAUGUCUAAGCUUGAUUUUAACAGCCAAGAUGAAAAAGAUGCUGUUGAACAGGUUUUUCGUAAUGCAAUACUCUGCUUAAACGAGGAAGACAGGGAGUUGCCUGCUAUUGAGUUAAUGCUGCCACUCCUUCAACGAGGAAUUGCCGUUCAUCAUUCUGGCCUUCUACCUGUUAUCAAGGAACUGGUAGAACUUCUUUUCCAAGAAGGCCUUGUAAAAGCCCUUUUUGCUACUGAGACAUUUGCAAUGGGCUUAAACAUGCCAGCAAAAACUGUUGUUUUCACAGCUGUUAAGAAGUGGGAUGGUGAUAGUCAUCGAUAUAUCGGAUCUGGUGAGUAUAUUCAGAUGAGUGGAAGGGCUGGGCGUCGUGGCAAAGAUGAGCGGGGUAUUUGUAUCAUAAUGAUUGAUGAACAGAUGGAAAUGAACACACUAAAGGAUAUGGUUUUGGGUAAACCAGCUCCUCUAGUUAGCACUUUCAGACUCAGCUAUUACUCAAUUUUGAAUUUGUUGAGCCGUGCGGAAGGCCAAUUCACAGCUGAACACGUGAUAAAGAAUUCAUUCCACCAAUUUCAGUAUGAAAAGGCUUUGCCUGGUAUAGGGGAAAAGGUUUCAAAGCUUGAGCAGGAAGCGGCUUUGCUUGAUGCAUCAGGAGAGGCUGAAGUUGCUGAGUAUCAUAAGAUAAAACUUGAUAUAGCUCAACUUGAGAAGAAAAUGAUGUCAGAGAUAACGAGGCCUGAAAGAGUUCUGUAUUUUCUUCUUCCUGGCCGCCUGGUCAAGAUUAGGGAAGGUGGUACAGAUUGGGGCUGGGGAGUUGUAGUUAAUGUGGUAAAAAAGCCUUCAUCCGGGUUAGGCACACUGUCCUCGCGUGCUGGUGGGUAUAUAGUGGAUACUUUGCUCCACUGUUCUCCUGGUUCAAGUGAGAACAGUUCACAGCCAAAGCCUUGCCCUCCUCGCCCUGGAGAAAAGGGUGAAAUGCAUGUAGUCCCUGUACAAUUGCCCCUGAUUUCUGCUCUAAGCAAACUCAGAAUAUCUAUUCCCUCUGAUUUGCGGCCGUUAGAGGCAAGGCAAAGUAUUCUUCUAGCAGUUCAGGAGCUGGGAACUCGUUUUCCACAAGGUCUUCCAAAGCUGAAUCCUGUAAAGGAUAUGGGCAUUGAAGAUCCUGAAAUUGUUGAGUUAGUCAAUCAAAUAGAGGAUCUUGAACAGAAAUUAUACGCACAUCCACUGCAUAAGUCUCAAGAUGCGAACCAGAUUAAAUGCUUUCAAAGGAAAGCAGAGGUGGAUCAUGAAAUUCAACAACUUAAGUCCAAAAUGCGUGAGUCCCAGCUUCAAAAAUUUCGUGAUGAACUUAAGAACCGUUCACGGGUCUUGAAGAAGCUUGGUCACAUUGAUGCCGAGGGUGUUGUCCAGUUAAAGGGGCGGGCAGCCUGCUUGAUAGACACAGGAGACGAGCUCCUUGUUACUGAACUGAUGUUUAAUGGUACAUUCAAUGAUUUGGAUCAUCAUCAAAUUGCGGCAAUCGCAAGUUGUUUUAUUCCAGUAGAUAAAUCAAAUGAGCAGAUACAAUUGAGGACGGAGCUUGCUAGACCAUUACAACAACUCCAAGAGAGUGCUAGAAGAAUAGCAGAGAUACAACAUGAAUGCAAAUUAGAUGUAAACAUUGAAGAGUACGUGGAAUCAACAGUGCGACCAUUCUUGAUGGAUGUGAUUUAUUGUUGGUCAAAGGGUGCAAGUUUCGCAGAGGUUACACAAAUGACAGAUAUAUUUGAGGGUAGUAUCAUCAGAGCUGCUAGAAGACUUGAUGAAUUUUUGAACCAGUUGCGUACUGCUGCUCAGGCUGUGGGAGAAGUUGCUUUGGAAGAGAAAUUCACUGGAGCAAGCGAAAGCCUCCGGCGAGGUAUCAUGUUUGCAAAUUCCCUGUAUCUGUAGAUUUCUUCCUGCAGGCCAUCUCAGGCAUGGUGGAGACAAAGGUUUCCGUCACAGUAGUGAUGACUGGUUGCCUAGGCUGAUAUGAUAAGUUAUGUUUCUAUUUGUUCCCUAUAAUUUUUGUUACUGUAUCAAGUUUCUUCCGUUGGCCCAUAAUUUAGACUUGUAUUCUAAGAUUGCUUUUCUUCAAGCUCUCAGAGUUACUCGCAUCCUUCAUUGUAGAACAAGAUCCUAACCACUAAAAGCACAAAAUGUGGAAAAAAGAUUAUUUUUCA